AUGAAGUUACCUACCAUCCGCCGCUUAAGACACGCUUCAACACCUCUUGAGAUUCGCCAUACUAUCCGUCGAGCGCUUGUCUGCCCAGACACGUCCAGUGUAUUUCGUCAACUCCUCUGGCCAUUCCCUUGGCACUUUGCACUCCCCAAACCCCUCUCGGUACAAGAGCUACAAGCGGCGCCUGAAGUCAUUGACACCAGGCAAUCCGGAAUACGCCACCUGUUCGAAAUUCCUCUUUUCCGCAUGCGAGACACGCCUCUCAGAUCUCUAUACCGACUCUACGACGACCUUUGCGCGAAUCGUCUCAUCCUCAUAUCCUACGAAUGCGAGUACAUACUUCGUCGAGGCUCUGAACGCUGGCUGCUGUCGCGAAUACCAGAUCCUCAGGAUAAUGAUCCCGUGCGCUACGCUAUUCUCGCGAGCUUAGAUGAAGCACUGGUGGAUGUGUUUAAUUGGAAGUUGGAGCUGGGCAUUCGUCGUGGCGGUCUACCAUGCGACCAGUCCGCCGUGAGGGCUUCAAACUUUACGAGGGAAGCAUGCCCGUGCUGGACCCAGAACGUUGCCGGGCUGGGACAGCGAGUUCAUCUGAUCAAUCGGGACAGUGAACCGUUUGCGAAAGCAGAUGAGAGCUUUCUGAGGAGGAGCAUUGAGGCCACUACGGGAUACAUGUAUAUGGUAUAG
Messenger RNA from Cadophora gregata, 681 nucleotides. RefSeq lists its product as uncharacterized. The record is from RefSeq and is a predicted model, not a curated record. The transcript has a single exon. Bases 1 to 681 code for a protein of 226 amino acids. Lineage: Eukaryota; Fungi; Ascomycota; Leotiomycetes; Helotiales; Ploettnerulaceae.